UCUCAUCCCUACAGCAACUGCAUAGCGCAGCGAGGCAAACCAGUAACUUUGGAUCCAACUUCUAAGUUAGACUGCAUCUCUGAGGAAGGCGCAAAGAUCAUUGUGAUUUUAACGGGAACGGAAACAUCUGCUUUAAAGCCAUAUAGUUAACGUUGUUCCUGUAUAUAUUUCUUUUUUUACACUGAAGGGUCUUCCACUAGAAGCAAAAGGGGGGAAAACGCGUAGUAUUGUGUUCAUGCCAUCCAACGGUUAAUAAGGGAGAGACAAGAAAAGCCAGUUGGAGCAAGAUGAGCACCCAGUGGAUUAGCAGACAGACAGAGCUGUAGGGUCAGUAUGGAAGCCUGAGCAUUGAGCAACCAGCUCCACAGUCAGCCUAGCCAUGCCCUGCUGCUGAGUGCCCUGGUGACCAGCCCUGGCCUUGGCACCAUGACCAGUCUGAAGCGCCCACCCAUGGAGCGCAUCGUCGGGGGCUCUAUCCCUGCCUCUGACGAGUUCUACACCCGCCACCUUCGCCUGGCCAACGGAGGGGCACGUACAGACAGCGCCCACCUUCAAGGGGGCCCGGGUGUGCCCAAAAUGGGGGUGCGGGCACGGGUUGCCGAAUGGCCCCCGAGGAAGGACUUGGGAGCUCUGUGGCAAGUUACCAUGGAGCCAGACUCCCCAGGCCUGGCCGGAGGGGGGCAGAGCCACCUGAAACUAGGUCACCUGAUGAGCCCCCAGGACUCCUCCAUGCUCCGCAACAUCCAGAACACACUGAAGAGUAAAACCCAGGGGGCCAGCUACAGCCCAGACAGCCACUACCUGUCCCCGGGAGACUACAGAGUCCCAUCCCACAGGAACACCGGCCGCAUCCGCCAGCGCAGCAACAGUGACAUCACCAUCAGUGAGCUGGACGGUGGGGGGGACAGUGGGGAGGACUUGGGCCCCUCAGGGGCCAAGUGGUCCCCUCUACACAGAGAGUAUGGCAGUACCUCCUCUAUAGACCAGCACGGGGCGUCAGGGGAGAGUUUCUUUGAGAUGCUGAAGGGCUACCAGGGAGUGAAGCCUGACCAGCGCAGCCCCGCGCCAGACAGACUAGAGGAUCUGCUGACUGCUGGACUCAAGCAGGCCUCAAUAGAACUACAUGAGGAGACUAGUGAGAGCCAGGCAUCCAGCAGAGUCAAGGAGAGAGAGAAGCCCCCAAAGAGACGCUCCAAGUCUGAGAUAGGGGGCGAGUCUAUAUUCCGUAAACUACGCAGCGUGCGGGGGGAAUCUGACUCGCCCCGAGCCGGGUCUGAUGCUGAGGACGGCCGUUCAGACGAUGGGGUCACCCCCCUCAAGCCCUGGGUCUGCCAGAGGGGCUUCUCCCACUACGACGUGCAGAGCAUGAUGUUUGACCUGAAAAAGGUGAUCCAGAGCAGGCAGACGGCGGCAGUGAAGAGGAAGAACACCACCACGGGGGCGUCUGCUGCGGCUGCAGCCUCCACCACCUCCACCAUGUCCUCCACCCAGAGCAUGGCCUAUAGCUCCCCCACUGGCAGUCAGGAGGAGCUCAGCACCGGGGCCAGGGACAGCCCCAGCAUGGACUGCGGGGAUGAGCAGAGCAAUGAACUGCUCCUCAACUGCCCCUGUUUCUGCAACGAGAUUGGGGCCACCUGCAGGCGCAGGGCAGGGAGCGGUCCCCCCAGACAAGGGAGUGGGGGUUCAGGGACCAUGGGAGGCGAGAACAGCCUGUUUGAGUCGUCCCUCAGCUCCCACUGCACUAACGCUGGGGUGGCAGUGCUGGAGGGGCCCAAGGACAACCCCAGUGCCCUCAGUGAUCGGGGCAAACACUACAUCGUAGAACACGUGGACCUGGGAGCCUACUACUACAGGAAGUUCUUCUACCUUAGAGAACACUGGAACUACUUUGGAAUGGAUGAGGCUCUGGGUCCGGUGGCUGUGAGUCUGCGCAGGGAGAAACAGGAGGAGCACAAAGAGCACGGCCAGCAGUACAACUACCGGGUCAUCUUCAGAACCUCAGAGUUGACCACACUCCGGGGGUCUAUUCUGGAGGACGUGGUCCCCUCGUCCUCUAAGCAUGGCACUACCCGCGGGCUGCCCCUGAAGGAGGUGUUGGAGCACCUGCUACCAGAGCUGGACGUGCCCUGCCUCCGCCUGGCCCUCAACACACCCAAGGUCACAGAACAGCUGAUGAAACUGGACGAACAGGGGCUGAGUUUCCAGGUGAAGGUGGGGGUGAUGUACUGCAGGGCAGGGCAGAGCAGUGAGGAGGAGAUGUACAACAAUGAAAUGGCGGGCCCUGCCCUGGAAGAGUUCCUACAGCUGCUAGGGGAGAGAGUCCGCCUCAAAGGCUUUACCAAGUACCGCGCCCAGCUCGACAUCAAGACUGAUUCCACUGGAACCCACUCCCUUUACACGGCCUACAGGGACUAUGAGAUCAUGUUCCAUGUGUCUACAAUGCUGCCCUACACACCCAACAACAAACAACAGUUGCUGAGGAAGAGACACAUUGGGAAUGACAUCGUCACCAUCGUGUUCCAGGAGCCGGGAGCCCUCCCCUUCACCCCCAAGACCAUCUUCUCCCACUUCCAACACGUGUUCAUCAUCGUCCGCGUACACAGCCCCUGCUCCGACAACACCUGCUACAGCGUGGCUGUGACUCGUUCCAGGGAUGUGCCCUCCUUUGGCCCCCCUAUCCCCAAGGGCGUAACCUUCCCCAAGUCCAGCGUCUUCAGGGACUUCCUGCUGGCCAAGGUCAUCAACGCUGAGAACGCCGCCCACAAGUCUGAGAAGUUCGGAGCCAUGGCGACACGCACGCGACAGGAGUACCUGCGGGACCUGGCAGAACGUCACGUGACCGGCACGCCGGUUGAGCCCACAGGGAAAUUCCCCUUCAUCUCAUUGGCUCACAAGCGGAGAGAGAGGGUGCGGCCAUACAGUGGGGCAGAGCUACGGAGCCUGGGGGCGGUGACAUGGCCAGUGCAUGCGGAGGACCAGGUAGCCGGGGCAGAGAGGGAGUGUCUACUGGCCAUCUCCAACGACUUCCUCAUCCUGUUGGACCAGGAGGCCAAAGCCGUGGUCUUCAACUGCGCCACGCGCGACGUCAUUGGCUGGUCCUCGGGCAGCCCCGCCUCCAUGAAGAUCUACUAUGAGCGUGGGGAGAGUGUGUCGCUGCGCUCCAUCAACAACAACACGGAGGACUUUGGAGAGGUGGUGAAACGCCUGGAGCUUCUGACGAAGGGCAGCCAGACCACAGAGAUGAUCCUGAGGAGGAACGGUCUGGGCCAGCUGGGCUUCCAUGUGAACUUUGAGGGCAUCGUAGCGGAGGUCGAGUCCUACGGGUAUGCCUGGCAGGCGGGGCUGCGCCAGGGCAGCAGGCUGGUAGAGAUCUGCAAGGUGGCCGUGGCAUCGCUGUCCCACGAGCAGAUGAUCGACCUGCUGAGGACCUCCGUCACUGUCAAGGUGGUCAUCAUCCCCCCGCACGAGGACUCCACCCCUCGCAGAGGCUGUUCAGAGCUGUACCACAUGCCCCUGGUGGACUAUAAGAACCACAAGGAGGGGAUGCCCUAUGAGUUUAAAUUCCCCUUCCGCAGCAACAACAACAAGUGGCCCCGCACCUCCUCCAGCCCCCAGAGCCGCACCACAGCGGCGCUGGGGGGGACGCUCAUCAAGGCCCCGGCUUCAGACUAUCAGGACCGGGCCGGAGUCAUCCCGCGCAGUGUGUCCAGCGAUGGGCGCCCUCUCAACCCCAAAAGGUAUUCCCCAGGGAAUGAUAACUAUGCCCUGGCCUGUUCAAUCGUGAUGGGCCGCUCUCCACACACCCGCAACUCCCCCAUCAGUCUCUCCUACACAGACACCGGGAGUGCAGGCUCCAACCACUGGAGACAGAAGUCCAUGCCAGACGGGUUCAACAACAAUAACCGUCACUCCCCUGUGUCUGCUGAGCGUCAGGGAGUUGGAGAAGGGUCUAACGGGACUAAGCCUGCUCCCGGGUGGCCCCGAGAGGGGGAGGGGGCCAACAGUGGAGCCGAUAGAGCCACAACAGACCUAGCUGUCUCCAAGGCUGCAGUACCUCGUCUCCAGGAGCAGGGGGGACACCUGUCCCCCAACAAGAACAUCAAGGUGGAAGCUUCCUACUCCUCCAGCCAAUCAGGCAGUAACACACUGUCCAGUAACGCCUCCAGCUCCGCCCACAGUGAUGAGAAGUGGUAUGAGAUUGGCUCCAGCAGGACGGGGAUGCGGCCUGACUCAGAGCUCAACGGCUACCUGCAGCGGGAGUCCACAGACAGCGGCAUCGACGCUACCUCUUACGGGGCCUCAGGGUCCGGGGGCUCCAGGGCCAAAGAGCGGCGGGCCCCAGAGACCUCUCCUUCAGCCCCAGACUCACCCGCCCGCCCAGGGAGCAGCGAGGACCCAGCCCAGAGCCCCCCUGUGUUCCCCUCAGCCCCAGACAGUGGCUCCUACACCCUCAGUGAUGCUGCUUCCCAUUCCAGUACUCUGAGCUCGGGCCACUCAGGCAGUCCCAUGGGUCCAGGCUGCAGCCCCAGCUCCUUCCAGGAGGAAUCAGCCCUGACCACCUCCCCCACCUCCCACACUUCCCUUUCCCCUGGAGGCCCCAAGAGCUUCUACCCCCGCCAGGGAGCCACCUCCAAGUUCCUUAUCGGCUGGAGGAAGCCUGGAGGCACCAUCAACUCUGUGGACUUUGGCAACAUACGCAAACGUCACCAGAGUGAUGGGUUGCUGGGUGGAAACCCCCAGCUCCGGGCACAACUCAGGGCCCAAUCCCCCCAGCGGGUCAACACGUCCAACCUGCAGGAAGACCUGAAGAAACUCAUCACCCUGGACAGCCCCCCGCCCUCCUCCCAUGAUCAAAAGCCCUCAUUCCCCGCCCCCCCUCCCAGCCGGCGCUCCCUGCAGAGGACCCUGUCAGACGAGAGCAUCUACAGCGGGCAGCGGGAGCCCUCUUACAGCGGGCACAGAGAGAUGCCCAACGACCUGCUCUUCAGCUGCUCCACUGUGCCCCGCUCGCCCACCGCCCGCCACGCGCCACCCCGACAACCCUCACAUAAGUCUCUGGGUGACCUGUGUGAGUCGUCCAGCCAGGACCAGGGGGGCAUGAGGCAGCAGCUGGGGGACCCAGGCCUCAUGCCCCUACCUAACUCUGGAGCUGACCGCACUCUGGACUGGUCCAACCUGGUAGAUGCUGCCAAGGCCUUCGAGGGUAGGCAAAUUCAGAGACUGUUAUCUGUAAAUGAUGAAAGCUCCAGGUCAGAGGUCACAGACACCAGCCCCCAGCAGGCAGAACCCCAGGCUGCCCCAGAGAGACACCCCUCACCUGGUGAGAGCCCAGCCUGUCUGAUGGGGAAGGUCAGCCAGCUGGAGUCAAUGGUGAAGCUACUACAGGAUGACCUUAAUAAGGAGAAGGAUACCAAGGUGUCCCUGCAGGCCCAGAUACAGAGCCUGAGAGAGCACAACCAGCAGCUCCAGGAGGAGUCCUACAGCGCCUCGGCCAAGCUCAAGAAGUUCACAGAGUGGGUCUUCAACACCAUCGACAUGAACUGACUCUGUCUAUGUGCAGUAGACAGGAGGAACACCUGAACACACGUGACCACAACACACUCAAACUUAAACUGAUUCACACAAUGGGUGCUCAGAACCGCAGGAGUUGGUCUUUGAUUCCUUCUACAUUAACUGUGAUUCUGCUAUUGACAUGGACCGAUUCACAGUGGAUCUAAAUGCUGUAUGAUCAACAUGAACUGAAUCACUUUGGUCUCCAGCGGUCCCAUCAUGAACUGAUCUGCCAAGCUUAUUAUUGUCAUGAUCAUCAUAGCCCAGGGAAGUUAAUACAUCUCUGUCAGACAUGCAGGGACACUACAGUACAGUGCCAGCGAAUCCUAAAGAAAAGAUUGCAUGCUGUUGAUCUCUCAGUCUUUCUCCCUCUCCAUCCUCUAUCUCCUCCUAUAAAACCUCACUGAGCAGUAAGUGGUUGCGGUAUUACAGAUCCACUGUGUUGAAGAAUGUUGGCAAUUCAUCAUCAACUACAGCUGUUCAACAAUUUAUUUUGUUAAUAAAAAUGAACAGAAAUGUUACCACUUACCCAUGUCUCUCUAUGGAGUGACCUCAUUUCAGGAGAGUAAAAUGGGCUUACUGGAUGCAGUAGUUCCAGAUUGUAUUAUUGGUUUCUGUGUGAAAACAACUGGGCUGUCUGGGUAGCCGACUGGAAGGUGAGGGUUACUGUUCAGUCAACUUCAUAGUGACAAUAUUCAUUCUUGAUCUAUUUUAAUAUCCUACCAGACUAUUAGUAUGGUUCCUUCCUUGCCUGCCUGCGGUUUUGGAUCCACAGUGCCACCUUGUGAUUAUAACAUGUCAGAUUACAUGGAAAUACGUACUCUACUUGAUCCUGGUCUACAGCGUUUUAGAAGGCCUCUGGUGUCACACCUGAUCCUUUUGUACUCUGUAGAUGAAAUCGCUACUGUAUGCCAUAUAAAGAGGUUAUGUAGAUCCUGAAAUGCCAGUUACAGUCAUCUGUAAGUCUAUUAGAAGUCCAACCUGACCAUUGGUCUGCUUAGAAGGGAGACCUGACACCUAUUAAUGAUGCGACUUGGUAGACCCUCCAUAUCUACAGUCAGUGGUACUAUUAAAACACCCUGUAUAUAACAAAGGAUUCUGAUGCUCAUCAUAAUGUGCACCCUCAUUCAUGUUUUACAGCAGGUAAUGAUGUUUCCUUUGAGCUGCGAUGUAUAAAAAUGUUUAUAUCUAUUAAAGAUAUUUUGUGCAAUUUUA
Salvelinus fontinalis (brook trout) is the source of this 6765-nucleotide messenger RNA. Its product is annotated as signal-induced proliferation-associated 1-like protein 1. Gene Ontology annotation, cellular component: cytoplasm. Lineage: Eukaryota; Metazoa; Chordata; Actinopteri; Salmoniformes; Salmonidae. The record is from RefSeq and is a predicted model, not a curated record. Gene Ontology annotation, molecular function: GTPase activator activity; protein binding. Gene Ontology annotation, biological process: activation of GTPase activity; regulation of small GTPase mediated signal transduction. The coding region runs from base 427 to 5544 and encodes 1705 amino acids. The transcript is spliced from 21 exons.